UUGAGGAAUUUCCGAUAACCAGUAAAUUUCCCGAGAGCUAAGCUAAUGGGGGAACAUCAAAUCCAACACCCCUUCUCUCUUCCACCUCCGCCGCUGCCGCCUCUUCCUCCGCCCGCUUCACCACGCGACGACUCCGCUCCGCCGGAACCAUCAUCUCUGGACGAUCCUUCACCUCCUUCCGCCCCUCCUUUCGAUCCUAGCCGAAUGAUUGGGAUCAUCAAAAGGAAGGCUAUGAUCAAAGAAUUGGCAGCUUCAUAUCAUGCUGAGUGCCUCACACAUUGCCAAGAACUGUUGGAACUACAGAAAAAAAACGAAGAGAUGGGUAUUUAUGGGGAAUGUCGAUAUAUCCAUCAGCAGACAAAACUAUUUCAAGUGCUAUAAACCUGAAAGUAAGAAAGACUAGCAGGCGCCGAGAUCAUUUCAAUACCAUCGUAAAGGCGUGUGUAUCUAGUGAUGGACUAGUUUCAGAUAGAAAACUAUGUUAAGCUGUUGGUUCUUCUGAAUAUCUAAACAGAAAUCUUUGGCAAAAUAUUAACACCAAGAGCAUCGGUUGUGGUGGAGACUGAAAUUGGUGAGCAAGGUGAAAGAAGCAGCUUCAACAUUGAACAUCACUUUCAAGUGAAGGCGGAUAAUUUUCUGACCUGCAUUGUCUUGCAAUGAGUGUGAGAACUUGGACUUGGAAGAGCCGAAAAGGCACAUAGUCUGGUAGGGAAUUGGAUCAGCGGAGGCUGAAUUAUCGACUGUAGCUGAGAUUGCUGACGAGCCACUUAAUUAGUUAAU
Messenger RNA from Salvia splendens (bonfire salvia), 780 nucleotides. RefSeq lists its product as uncharacterized. The record is from RefSeq and is a predicted model, not a curated record. The transcript has 3 exons. NCBI's taxonomy places the organism in Eukaryota, Viridiplantae, Streptophyta, Magnoliopsida, Lamiales, Lamiaceae. The coding region runs from base 46 to 381 and encodes 111 amino acids.